Messenger RNA from Phlebotomus papatasi, 1229 nucleotides. RefSeq names its product protein NipSnap (gene Nipsnap). The record is from RefSeq and is a predicted model, not a curated record. Gene Ontology annotation, cellular component: mitochondrion. Lineage: Eukaryota; Metazoa; Arthropoda; Insecta; Diptera; Psychodidae. The transcript has 3 exons. Bases 200 to 1015 code for a protein of 271 amino acids.
CCCUGCAUCGCGGGUUAUCAGCUGUGUGGUGGGGGAAGUUCUGUUUUGGAAAAAGUUUUUAAAUGUCAUUGGGAAGAUUUUUCCUCCGUGGAAUUUUCACACUUUUCGCCAGAUCAUCUCCAUUUUCUCUGUGAUUAUUGCACAGUGUUGAGUAUUUUGCAUCAAAGUCAGGCUCUGGGAUUUUUUAUGUGAGGAGAAAAUGGCUGUGUCUCGAGCUAAAGCAUUUAUGGUGACAUCUUCACGUGCUCUGUCCACGACAGCGUCCGUCUGGCGCGAUGGCAGCGAAUCCUGGCUGAGUAAGUUGCUGGUGAGGAAGAUUGAGCCGACGAAAGAACCACACAGUCGAAUGCUGAGUGAUAAGGAGAUCAUCUUUGCACUUCAUACACACAAUGUACGUCCGGACUCAAUAGGUAAGUACUUGGCCAACUACAAGACCACCGUGGAGCUGAUAAAUGCCAAGAAGGACAUCUCGUGCGAUCUGAUUGGAUCGUGGACGGUUCAAGUGGGCGAUAUGGAUCAGUGUGUUCAUCUCUGGCGCUACACUGGAGGCUUUGAGGCCAUUGAUCAGGCCAAGGAUAACCUCUGGCAUGACCCAGAGUACCUUAGGUUGAUGCAGGAGCGCGGGAACUACCUCAGAUCUCGACAUCUUCAGUAUCUCCUGGCUUUCAGCUACUGGCCACAGAUUCAGCUGCGUUCCGGAGAGAAGCACAUCUACGAGAUGAGAUCGUAUCGUCUCAAGCCAGGGACCAUGAUUGAAUGGGGCAAUAACUGGGCCCGAGCUAUCAAUUACAGACGCAACAAUGAUGAGCCCUUUGCAGGAUUCUUCUCCCAAAUUGGAAGACUCUACAAUGUGCACCAUAUUUGGUGUUACAAGUCCCUUCAGGCCAGGAAGGAGACACGUGAAGCUGCCUGGCGCUCUCCGGGCUGGGAUGAGUGCGUAGCUUACACGGUUCCGCUCAUCCGGGAGAUGCAUUGCCGCAUUUUGGCACCUACAGAAUUCUCUCCAACACAGUAAUCCUCCGGGGAGUAGUCAGGAUUAAGAAAAAAAACGGAGGAGUGCCCGGGAGUGCUCCGGAAGAGAAUGUUUAUAUUUUUCUAUGAGAGAUUUUAUACGCAUAUGGCCACAUUAAACAAAAAAAGUGUCAGGAUUUUUUCUGUUGCAGAACGUUGCUCCAAUCUCCAUGUAUAUACCUGGGAUUAUUUACGCAGAAUAAAUUGUAUAUAACUUA